Messenger RNA from Gilbertella persicaria, 3179 nucleotides. RefSeq lists its product as uncharacterized. Gene Ontology annotation, biological process: intracellular signal transduction. The transcript is spliced from 11 exons. Bases 39 to 3176 code for a protein of 1045 amino acids. Gene Ontology annotation, molecular function: guanyl-nucleotide exchange factor activity. The record is from RefSeq and is a predicted model, not a curated record. NCBI's taxonomy places the organism in Eukaryota, Fungi, Mucoromycota, Mucoromycetes, Mucorales, Choanephoraceae.
AGAAGAUUGUUUUUUCUUUUUCUUUUUCCUUCUUAUAAAUGGCUAGAAGAAAAGAAAGUAUCAUACAACAGCCAUGGGAUUUAAUAAGUUCAGCAAGAAAAAGAAAUAAAACGCAUGUUUCUACCAUUAUAAAAAACUCUCCUACUCCUCCUGUAGUAACAACACAAGAUGUUAUCGCACAACGUUCACAAAGUUUUGCUUAUGGCUCGAAUUAUAAGCAAAAGCAUUAUGUUCGAAAACAUAUAUAUUCUGCUUUAUUGUCUCGAAUUGCAAUUGAAUUAAGACAGCGCAUCACCUUAUCAGAUCAUAUCAAAGACGACAUUGAAUACAAGAAUAGCUUCGAUGGAAAAGAAAUUGUUGACAAAAUUGCCUUAAUUACUCAAACAUCAGAUAGAAAACUAGCAUUGCGAAUUGGAAAAGCCUUGAGCGAGCAACGUUUCUUCCACGAUGUCAGCUACGAAACUCAAUUGAUAGAUUCAUCUAUUUACAUUUAUGAGUUUACUAGUCGUAAUUUCUACAGCUCUCAACCAAAUGGAAGUGAUAGUUGGAGUGAAAAUGAAUCACAAGAAGGUUUUGAGCAUGAUACUUCCAAUUUUCCUAAUGGAAUUAUCACCGAAUUGACACAUUGCUACGUGCCUACUUGUUGGGAUAUACGACCUUGUUACAGCCUUACUUGUCCGAAAAGAUUACAGGUAUUGUCAUUAUAUAAUCAGCAAGUCAUCUCAUGGGUUCUAUUUUGUGAACAUUUCCUUUUUCAGAUAAAAUACAUUGAAAACGAAGAAGAAGGCAUGCUUGUACAAAAACCCUCUUCACCAACCUCGUUUUUACACAAUGAUCUCUGGGCAGAUAAUGUAGAUCAAGAAACGUAUUUCUCUCUCCCCAAAACUGAAAGGAAGAGACAAGAAAACUUGUACGAAUUAAUAUAUACCGAAAAAGACUAUGUACAGAGCCUAGACUAUUUACUUAAUAUGUGGAUCAGACCAUUGACCGAAAGGCCUAUUAUUCCAGCGUCUCGAAAAGAAUCAUUUGUUCGCAAAGUGUUUGGCAAUGUUGAAGACAUUUAUCGAAUUAAUAGUAGGCUUCUACAUGCUCUUCAAUUACGCCAAAGUCAACAGGCCGUUGUUCAUCGAAUUGGUGAUAUUUUAUUAGAGUACGUGAUUGAAUUUGAGCCUUAUAUUAGCUAUGGCUCAAAACAAUAUGAAGCUAAAUUUGCCCUGGAAAACGAAAGAUAUAUCAACCCUAAUUUUGAUGCAUUUGUUACAACAACAGAACGACACCCUAGCUCAUUGAAACUGGAACUGAAUGGCUAUCUUACAAAACCAACUACUCGACUUGGACGAUACACCUUAUUAUUAAAUGAAAUCCUAAAACAUACCCCACCUGAUCACCCAGAUUUGGAAGAUUUACCAAAAGCAGUAACCAUCAUUAAGCGCUUUUUAUCCCGAGUCAAUGCAGAGACCGGUAAAGCCAAAAAUCGAUUCGAUCUAGAGCGAAUCCAUUACAAUUUAUCUUUCAAAUACAAGGCAGAUGAAAUGAACCUUGAUUUACUAGACAAAAGUAGGUCUAUUAUCAAGCAAGGUACACUAAAGAAAUCACCUCAAAUUGAUUCUGUUGAGUAUCAAGUAAUUUUGUUUGAUCAUUAUUUGAUUAUUGCCAAACUAAAGAUUUCAAAUGGUACUGAACGUUACAUAAUUCAAAGAAGACCUAUUCCUAUAGAGCUUUUACAUGUAUAUUUACCUGACACAGCUAUUUCACAGAACAAGAGAUCAAGUACAUUAGCAUUGCUGUCACCAACAGCCCCUGGAACACAUAUUCGAGCUUCAAUUGAUAUUGGGUCUCAAUUGAAUUCGGCAAAUUCAACAAGUAUCAAUGGGAAUAAAACAAUCCAUUAUCCAAUUGCGUUUCAACAUUUAGGACGCAAUACGCUCAAACAGUACAUUCUCUAUACAACUUCUCAUGCUACAAGAAAGCCAUGGGUUGAGAAAAUUAGAGAGCGACAAGAGGAGAAAAACAAAAAGAGUCCUAUCUUUGAACUAUUUCCUGUUAUUCCUGAACAUACUUUCAAAGAAUCAAAUCGGAUUAAUCAUUUUAUUACAUUCAAUGGUGGUCAGCAAUAUCUUUUGGCUACGGACGAUGGCGUUUACGUAGGGCAUCAUAAUGAUCGUCAUACAGACACAACGCCUCAUAAAGUACUUUUACUUGAAAAAGUGACGCAGAUUCAAGCUAUUGAAGGCACAGGAACAUUACUUGUUUUAGCAGACAAGACAUUAUGGGAGUACCCAUUAGACGUUGUCAACGGUAAACCAGAAACGCAGCCUUCAGGUCGGUUUGUUCAAUCUAAUGCACCUUUUUUCUAUACUGGUAUCUGCUUGAAAAAGAUGAUGGUGUGUGUGCCCAAGAUUUCUACAUUAAGGUCCGUUAUUACUGUCUUUGAGGCCGUCAAACGCUCGGAAGGAGGAAAUAAUACAACUUCAAUUACAAAAACGACUACUAGCAGACGGUCAAGUCAUAUGCUGGAUCGUUUAUUAUCAAUUCGUACUUUGGCUCAACCUUCAGAUGAUUUACAUUUAAAAAAGCUCAAGGAUACCUAUGUGCCUUGUGAAGCAUAUGCUGUUGAAUUAUCUGCCUCCAUGAUGCUCAUUACAUCUUCAAGAGGCAUGAUCAUGAUUGACAUGAGAACAGAUCAACCUCAGCAACUGCUUAAUCCAGGCGAUAGAAAUCUUGCUUUUAUUCUUGAACGAGAAAGAGAAGUAUCUUCUUCAUUGCAUUUGCGACAACCUAUUAGACAUAUUGCUAUCUUUAGAACACCUCGCAAUCAUUAUUUUAUGUGUUAUGAUGAAUAUGCUUUUUAUAUAGAUAGCAAAGGAAAUCGACUAUUUACAAAAUUUCUUAUUGAAUGGGAAGGCGCACCUGAGUCUUUUGCAUUUUGUUACCCAUUUGUUUUAGCAUUUGACUCUUCUUUUAUCGAAGUUCGUAAUGUGGUUACAGGAGCGAUUGAACAAAUUAUACGCGGAAAGCACAUGCGAUGUUUGAACAAUGGUCACAAGACAGAACUCUCUCUCAUUUUUGGUUCUAAAAUUGACUCAAUGAACGAAAAUUAUCAAUCUAUAUUUGAAAUUCGGCUCGUAGCAGAGCCUUUUAUUACAGUUGGCGUCGAGCCAUCUACUUUGAACUAAUUG